AAAUAUCUGUUCUUUUUCGAAGAAUUUUCUGUCCCAAAUACAACACAACGCUCAGAUAAUAUUUCGUAUUCACUGUCUUCGCAUUUUCUGUUAACGGCUCGUAUCUUGAAAGCGUCUAUGAUAUUGGUAUUUUCGAAGGCUUCCCAUGUAACACUAGGAAUCAAAAGUGAAGAACAAUUCCAAAUAAAUCAGAAACCAGAAUGGCAAUUGAAAAGAUCGGUGAGAAGUUUCAGAAAUGUCGAAUUUGAGGUUAUUCCAAACUUUGAGUUAUGGACAGAAGACAGUUUUCAUCUUGAAUUUCCUCAGAGACCAUUACCACUUACCAAUUUCAACAGCCAGGAAUAUGAAACCCCGGAUUUCAGCAAUGGUUUAGCUUAUCCCGAUCCAUUUCUACUAACAGGACAGCAAGCGAAACGAAAAGUGGCCUACUUAUACAGCAGAGAGCUAUUUUUUGGAGAUAUUCCCCACUACAAGCUUUUGCUACGGAAACAAAACGAUAGAAAACUGAGUGGAGUUCCAGUACAACGACUUGGAUCGAUAAGAAUUAACUCUCCAUUUGACAAAACCAAAUUCCCAGCAACUAUAAGUUCGUUUUAAAUAACAAUUAAAGAAGAAUCUGUGAAUAAUUUGAUAUAAUUAUAUAAAAGUAAAUAAUAAUGUAGCUUGAAAUGAGGCAUGGUUGGACUAAGGUCAAAAUAUUUUCAAUUUUGUUCUUUGAAAACGUUGAAAAUCUUUCGCUGCUGCAAGAUAAGUCAAAAAAUAAUUGACGAAAAAAUUUGAAGAAUCACAAAAAGUAACUGAGAAUUUCUUCAGUUGUAAACAUGGGCAUACUCAGGAUUAAAUUUUCAAAAAAUGGGUGACCUGAAAGGAAUGGGAUUAUUGAGGAUUUUUUAAAAUUUCGAUUAGACAAAAAAUGUUCCACUUCUGGAUUAAUAUAUAACUAAAUCAGAACCUUCCAAAGAAAAGACCUGCCAUCAUGAUGAAACAUGUGUUUUCGAUAAUGUCAAAUAUUCGAUAAUACUGGUUCUUUAAACGAUUCUCGUAUUUUUAAAUUAGAAUAUACAUUGUCUUUUGAUUA
Messenger RNA from Leptinotarsa decemlineata (Colorado potato beetle), 1078 nucleotides. RefSeq lists its product as uncharacterized. NCBI's taxonomy places the organism in Eukaryota, Metazoa, Arthropoda, Insecta, Coleoptera, Chrysomelidae. The record is from RefSeq and is a predicted model, not a curated record.